AUGAGUGAGGGCCAGCGAUUUCAGCUGGGAACCAUUGGUGCAUUGGGUCUAUCUGUGGUUUCGUCAGUGUCCAUUGUCAUUUGCAACAAGGCGCUCAUAACCACUCUUGGCUUCACUUUUGCUACAACAUUGACAAGCUGGCAUCUUCUGGUCACAUUUUGUUCACUUCAUGUUGCAAGAUGGAUGAAAUUGUUCGAGCACAAGCCAUUCGAUCCAAGAGCUGUCAUGGGAUUUGGAAUCCUGAAUGGGACAUCUAUUGGACUUCUAAAUCUAAGCCUGGGUUUCAAUUCUGUUGGUUUUUAUCAGAUGACAAAGCUGGCCAUUAUCCCCUGCACGGUUCUUUUAGAGACUCUUUUCUUCAGGAAAAUAUUCAGUAGGAAUGUUCAGCUCUCUCUCACUGUUCUUCUUGUGGGUGUUGGAAUUGCAACAGUGACUGAUCUGCAGCUAAAUUUGCUGGGUUCCACCUUGUCUCUGCUUGCAGUUCUUACAACUUGUGUUGCACAAAUUAUGACAAAUACCAUUCAGAAAAAGUUCAAGGUUUCUUCAACGCAACUCCUGUAUCAAUCUUGUCCAUAUCAGGCAAUCAUUCUAUUUGUAACUGGACCAUUUCUGGAUGGACUUUUGACGAAUCAGAAUGUGUUUGCUUUCAAUUAUACCCCUCAAGUGCUGGCAUUUAUUGUCUUUUCCUGCCUAAUAUCAGUUUCCGUGAACUUCAGUACCUUCCUGGUAAUUGGGAAGACAUCACCGGUCACUUAUCAAGUCCUAGGACAUCUGAAAACGUGCCUUGUUUUGGCCUUCGGCUACAUUCUUCUACAUGACCCCUUUAGCUGGCGAAACCUUUUAGGGAUCUUGGUUGCUAUAGUUGGGAUGGUACUUUAUUCUUAUUAUUGCAUAGUUGAGAGCCAGCAAAAGGCCGCUGCUGAAGCAGCAGCACAAUUGUCUCAGGCCAAGGAAAGUGAAUCCGAUCCUCUAAUUAAUAUUGAAAAUGAAGGAGGUAUUUUAACUGAAGGUGCUCCAAGAGGCCCUGGAUGGAUUUCGGACAAGGACCUACAAGCAUAA
Molecule: messenger RNA, 1059 nt
Organism: Fraxinus pennsylvanica
Lineage: Eukaryota; Viridiplantae; Streptophyta; Magnoliopsida; Lamiales; Oleaceae
Source: the annotation of a GenBank genome assembly